This is a messenger RNA of Phytophthora sojae, 1431 nucleotides long. RefSeq lists its product as hypothetical. Gene Ontology annotation, molecular function: oxidoreductase activity. NCBI's taxonomy places the organism in Eukaryota, Oomycota, Peronosporomycetes, Peronosporales, Peronosporaceae. Bases 1 to 1431 code for a protein of 476 amino acids. The record is from RefSeq and is a predicted model, not a curated record. The transcript has a single exon.
AUGAAGGUCGUCGUUGUUGGUUCCGGAAUUGGCGGUAUCUCCGCCGCCUACCACCUGGCCAAGGAUGGCCACGAAGUCGUGAUGCUCGAGAAGAACGAGACCCUCGGUGGACACACGUACGAGAUGGAGAUCGACGGCGAGAUGGUGGACAUCGGCUUCAUGAUGUUCGGCGACUCCAACCCCAACAUUAAGGCGUGGUUCAAGUCUCUCGGGCUGACGGAGGCCGAUGGCACCACCAAGAAGCGCAUUCCCAUGAGUCUGACGGUGAGCUCUAACAUCGAAGGCGACCUCCAGUUCUCGUCGCGCGCUCCGUUCCACGGCAGCGUGCUCAACCUCUUCGACCUGCGCAUCUGGCGUGUCCUGCGCGACAUCUACCGCUUCACCAUGGACCUCAUGACCAUGCCCGUCAAGGAGGACAUCACGACCCGUGAGUGGAUCGCCAAGGGCCAAUACUCCGAGGAGUUCUUCCACCACUACUUCCUGGCCUUCGUCUCGGUGCUGUGGACGGUGCCCAAGAACGACGUGCUGGACCUGCCUGUGACGCAGUUCCUCCGUGCGCUCAAGACCCACUCCAACUCGCUGUACAUCCCGCUCUGGCAGGUGAUCAUGCGUACUUUGGGCCGCCGCUCCGCUCGCCCGAAGCACCUCUGGUGGUACAUCGGCUCGGGCUACAUUGAGCCCUUCCUGAAGAUUUUUACUGAGGAGUACAACGGAACGGUGCGCUACAACGCCACCGUUGACCAGGUCGAGAAGGGCGGUAAGGCUGUCAUCCUCGAGGGUGGAGAGCGCAUUGAGUGUGACCACGUCGUGCUGGCCACGCACGCCGACGAGAGCGCGCACAUGCUUCGCUGGAGCGAGAAGGCGCAGCGCUCGCUCAUGCGCUUCUACUUCCACAAGAGCAUGAUGUACGUGCACCGUGACCCCACGCUUCUGCCCAAGUCCAACAAGGUGUGGAGCAGCUGGAACGUGUUGAUCUGCAACGAGGACCAGUACAUCCUGACCUACUGGAUGAACCGUAUCCAGCACCUCAACAGCAAGAAGGACGUCUUCGUGACCAUCACCCCGUACGAGGAGUUCGAGGGCCAGACCCCCGACGCCGACAAGACCAUCUCCGCCUUCCGCUGGGACCACCCGCGCCUGCUGGCCGACUGCAUUGCGCAGGACGAGAUCAUCCAGGAGGAGGGUAUCACGCUGUCUGGCUGCUGGCUGGGCCGUGGCUUCCACGAGGACGGCUUCGUGGCCGGCCGCCGCGCUGCUGCGAUCAUCCGCGACCCGAAGCACAAGAAGACGGUGCUGUACGAGGACCCGGGCAACAUCGCGACUCCGCCCGUGCCUCCUUUCGGCGUGCCGCUCAACUUCCACCUCUUCGGCGCCACGGUCGUCGGCCUGGUGGGCUACGGAAUUGCCAAGUACCUGGACGUCAAGUUCUAA